UGAAGUCACCCUGCAUUCUGUCAAAUUUUCAAAAUAUGAAGUGAUCAUUUGUGAUUUUUAUGUUGAUUGUGUAAUAUAUUUGCUUUAAUAAUAGUUUAAUUUUAUAAACCAACCGCUGUGUGGUGAUAUUAUUUGAUUAUAUUGUAAACCGGCAUCGGUUAUGAACUAGCGGCAUUGAAAAUUUUGUUGAAAAACCUUAUUGGUUAUUAUGUUUUAGAAAUAUUAUUAAACUGUGAUUAAAAGCAAAGGAACAACUCCAACAAUGUCGAGAAUACUAAACCAUCGGAUAAGAUCAUCUUUCAAGAAGCAAUCAUGGUCAUGUGUUGAUAAGAGGGCUGUAGCAUUUUCAAUAUGGACAGGACGUAGUGUACUCCUUCACAAGCCUCUAGACAGCUAUCAGAUUCCAAGAAGGAAAUAUGGCAUGCUCAUUGCCAGAGCUGUGAGAGGCGUGUUGAAAAUCAGAUAUUUACUUCUUGGAGGUGCUGUUGGUGGCGGCAUGACAUUAAACAAGAAAUAUGCAGAAUGGAAAGAUGGUCUACCAGACAUGGGUUGGCUGAAUGAUUUGUUACCAGAUAAUGAUCAAUGGGACAAAUUCACAACAACCCUUAUUGAUGCCAAGGACAAAAUUGGAGAUAAUUUCCAAAUCGGUGCGCCACUGACGCUGUCGAUACACGCAGAUCCGAGGCUCCGGGACGCGGGGCUCGCUAAGGCUGCAGAGCUGAAGGAGUGGCUCGCACAGAGGUAUGAGGACGCGGUGGCUGCGGCAGCUGUUAAUAACGCUACUAGUCAUAUUGAACCGGCACCAAAGAUAGUCAACAACCUACAGAGUAGACCGGCCCCGAUGUCUGCGUCAGCUAAAUCAAGCGCAGAAGAUACCGCUGCUUAUGAACGUCGUGUCCACGCCCUGCAAGAGGAAGUGCUAUCCCUGCAAGCUCGUUACCAGCGCGAGUUGCAGCGGCUCGAGCAAGAGAAUAGAGAACUGCGGCAGCAGAACAUGCUGCUGCGGCAGGGAAGACAGCCGUCCGCUAAGAAGAUGAAGCGCUCCCUCAUCGACAUGUACUCUGCAGUAUUAGACGAGCUGGCCGACUGGGACUCGGGUGAAGCCGGUCGACUGCCCCGUGUGGUGGUGGUGGGAGACCAGUCAGCUGGCAAGACGUCCGUGCUGGAGAUGCUGGCUCAGGCCAGGAUCUUCCCACGGGGUGCGGGGGAGAUGUGUACUAGAGCACCAGUAAAAGUGACAUUAUCUGAAGGCCCGUACCACGUGGCGCAAUUCAACGACUCGUCACGAGAAUUUGAUCUCAACAAGGAAUCUGAUCUAGCUGAUUUACGGAAGGAGGUGGAGCUGCGCAUGCGCAACAGCGUGCGCGGCGGUCGCACGGUGUCCACGCAGCAGAUCGCCAUGUCCGUGAAGGGGCCCGGCAUCCCGCGCAUGGUGCUCGUCGACCUGCCCGGCGUUAUAUCCACGCAAACAGUAGACAUGGCGGCGGACACGCGUGAGGCGAUCAAGCAAAUGACGAAACAAUACAUGGACAAUCCAAAUGCGAUCAUAUUGUGUAUACAGGAUGGAUCAGUUGACGCCGAGCGAAGCAACGUGACAGAUCUAGUGUCGUCGUGUGACCCGCAAGGAAAGAGGACUAUCUUUGUGCUAACUAAAGUCGAUUUAGCUGAAGAAAAUCUCGCAAAUCCGAACCGAAUUCGACGUAUCCUAGAAGGUAAAUUGUUCCCGAUGAAGGCUCUGGGUUACUACGCGGUGGUGACGGGAAGAAGUCGAAAGGAUGACUCGAUUCAGAGUAUAAGGGAAUAUGAAGAGAGAUUCUUUAGAUCAUCUAAGUUGUUCAAGGACGGCAUGGUGGCCGCCGGUCAAGUGACAACACGCAACCUAGCGCUGGGCGUGGCCGAGUGUUUCUGGCGCAUGGUGCGUGACUCGGUCGAGCAGCAGGCGGACGCUUUUAAGGCGAUGCGUUUUAAUUUAGAGACUGAGUGGAAGAAUACGUUCCCGAGACAGCGCGAGCUGGACCGCGACGAGCUGUUUGAGCGAGCCCGCGCGGAGCUGCUGGACCAGUCGGCGGAGCUGAGCGGCGUGCCCGCGGCGCAGUGGGAGCUGCGCCUGCGCACCGCGCUGUGGGAGACGGCGGCGCCCAACGUGCUGGCCGCGAUCUACCUGCCCGCCGCCACCACCGCACACCUGGAUAUUGACAAAUUCAACACAACAGUCGAUAUUAAGCUCCGGGAAUGGGCUGAAAACGAACUAGCCCAACAAUCUAUACAAGCCGGUCGCCAGGCGUUACGUGAAGAGUUUACAGAAUUAAUGUCCCGGGCUGCGGACUCUGAUGCUAUCUAUGAACCCGUGAAGAAAGCGGCCGUUGAUGAAGCGUUGAGACGACAUAAUUGGGAGGAAAGGGCGCAAGAUGUGUUGCGUGUGCUCCAAGUGAACGCGUUGCAAGACCGUUGUGUGGGAUCUCGUGCCGAGUGGGAUGCUGCGGUGGAACUGAUGGAAUCCGCGCUCACUGAGCGGCUGCAAGUUGUUGAGGCUGAGCUUAAGAGUCUUGUUGGUCCAGGUUUCCGCGACCGCUGGCUGCGCUGGGAAUACACGAACGAAGAGCAAUCUAGACGUGCUCAAGUGAAAUGGGAGCUAGAGCAACUGGGGUCCGACAGACCGGCCCUGGGGUACGACGAGGUGGUGGCCGUGAGGGACAACCUGCGCAGGCGCGGCGUGGAGGUGGACAACGAGUAUAUACGUGAAACCUGGCGGCCGCUGCACUUGAGACAGUUCCUACAACGCGCUUUAUCGAGAGCAAGAGAUUGUCGCAAGAGUUUCUACCUUUACACACAACAAAACGGCACUGGGAAGGAAUGCUGCGAAGUGGUAAUGUUCUGGCGCGUGCAAAGUGCGCUCCGAACUACUUCCAACGCGCUGCGGCAACAGAUCGCCAACCGGGAGGCUGGGAGAUUGGAUCGAGAGUUACGAGAGGUGUUGGAUGAGAUGGCAGCAGAUCCAGAUUUAAAGAAAAACUUACUGUCCGGGCGACGGGUGGAACUUGCUGAGGAAUUAAAGAGAGUAAGACAAGUGCAGGAGAAGUUAGAAGAAUUUAUAGAAGCGUUAAACAAGGAGAAAUAAGAAUACUUAAUGUUAUUAAAUUAUGUAUUUAAAUACGCCUUGCAUUUCAUUAUUACAUAUUUAAUAUUGCAUUAAAUGCGUAUAUGAAUGUACUACUAGUGUUUAAUUAUAAGAAAAUAAAUUUAAGAAUUGGUUAUGAGUUUUUUUCCUUUUUUUUUUGUAUAAAAAUGAUUUUCAACUAGUCACUAUCGUCAUUUUGAUUAUAAUAAUAUAUCCCAAUUAAAAUAGUUGAUUCUACCAAAUUAAUUUACUAUUAAAAUUCUGUUUAUAUUUUUUGUAUACCUUAAAUUUAUUUAUGCAUUCACUGUAAACAAAAAUGGCAUUAUUUUAAGUGAUUGUUCCUUCAAUUUUUUUGCAAAUUAAUUGUAUACAGUAAACUUAAUUAUAGAAUGUAUCUAGUAAACAAUACAUGACGAUUUCACAGCUUCCUGAUAUGUUAUGUUUAGCUUAUCUGUCAGUUAAAAAUAACGAUUUGAAAAUAGCCAAAAAGUAUUGAAUAUGCUAUCAGGAAGUUGUUUAAUCGACAUUAAUCUUGUAAAUAUAAAACUAAUGAAAUGCAAGGUACUUCGACUGUUUGGUCAAUAAGUUAGGGUAAAGAAAAUAUAUUAUUAUGUAUUGAAAUCACAUAAAAAUAAUGUAUUUAUUAUGGCUUGAUCCGUUUUUUCAAAUAAUAUCCGUUUUUUUUCGAUACUGCACCUAAGUAUGAAAUAUAUUAAAAAUUCAAAUGACGAAGGAAUAAGAAGCUUUUAGAUAUAACACAAAAGACUCGAUUUUAAAGCUAUUAUUAAAAGUGCCCCAUAUUAAGGGCAAAAAUUGCCCCUAAUAUUGCCCUACUUAAUUGACCAUAUAACAGUAUGGUAUGUUAGGUAUAGUGUAUCGAAUAGGAUGCGUGUAUGUCGCUAUGUAUUGUUGUUAACUUAACGUCUUAAGUUAUAUUUUUUAAUAAAAUGUUGCACAAAAUA
Colias croceus (clouded yellow) is the source of this 4080-nucleotide messenger RNA. It is a transcript of the gene Opa1, whose product is annotated as dynamin-like 120 kDa protein, mitochondrial. Gene Ontology annotation, cellular component: mitochondrial membrane; cytoplasm; microtubule. The coding region runs from base 263 to 3118 and encodes 951 amino acids. Gene Ontology annotation, molecular function: GTP binding; microtubule binding; GTPase activity. The transcript has 21 exons. Lineage: Eukaryota; Metazoa; Arthropoda; Insecta; Lepidoptera; Pieridae. Gene Ontology annotation, biological process: mitochondrial fusion. The record is from RefSeq and is a predicted model, not a curated record.